Lynx canadensis (Canada lynx) is the source of this 7326-nucleotide messenger RNA. RefSeq names its product DnaJ heat shock protein family (Hsp40) member B9 (gene DNAJB9). Gene Ontology annotation, cellular component: endoplasmic reticulum. The record is from RefSeq and is a predicted model, not a curated record. NCBI's taxonomy places the organism in Eukaryota, Metazoa, Chordata, Mammalia, Carnivora, Felidae. The transcript is spliced from 3 exons. Gene Ontology annotation, molecular function: misfolded protein binding; protein-folding chaperone binding. Bases 211 to 879 code for a protein of 222 amino acids.
CGGCCAGUGGGGAGCGGGCUGAGAGGGGUCGCGGCGGUGGCGGCAGGCGGAGCGUUAGGUCGGUGUGCAACCGGCAGUGGGGCGCCCGCCGGCUAGGGGAGGCCGUGGAGACCUGGGCGAAGGGCCGGGCCGAGCAGCUGUGUGGAGCCGGUCGUCAGUCUCCCGGCGCCUCUGCUCUGUUGAGCAGCAGCAGUCGGAGGGAUAUUAAAAAUGGCUACUCCCCAGUCAGUUUUCGUCUUUGCAAUCUGCAUUUUAAUGAUAACGGAAUUAAUUUUGGCCUCCAAAAGUUACUAUGAUAUCUUAGGUGUGCCAAAAUCAGCAUCAGAGCGCCAAAUCAAGAAAGCUUUUCAUAAGUUGGCCAUGAAGUACCAUCCUGACAAAAAUAAGAGCCCUGAUGCUGAAGCAAAAUUCAGAGAGAUUGCAGAAGCAUAUGAAACACUCUCAGAUGCUAACAGGCGAAAAGAGUAUGAUACACUUGGACACAGUGCUUUUACUAAUGGUAAAGGACAAAGAGGUAACGGAAGCCCUUUUGAGCAAUCAUUUAACUUUAAUUUUGAUGACUUAUUUAAAGACUUUGGAUUUUUUGGUCAAAACCAAAACACUCGGUCCAAGAAGCAUUUUGAAAAUCACUUCCAGACACGCCAGGAUGGUUCCAGUAGACAAAGACAUCAUUUCCAGGAGUUUUCUUUUGGAGGUGGACUGUUUGAUGACAUGUUUGAAGAUAUGGAGAAAAUGUUUUCUUUUAGUGGUUUUGACACCACCAAUCGGCACACAGUACAGACUGAAAAUAGAUUCCAUGGAUCUAGCAAGCACUGCAGGACUGUCACACAACGAAGAGGAAAUAUGGUUACUACAUACACUGACUGUUCAGGACAGUAGUUCACUGUUUGUCCUCACUAAAUCCAACUAGUUGACUCUUCUUCAAUAUCUUUGAUGCAAAACAGUUUUCUGUGAACUAUUUUGACAAGUGCAUGAUUUCACUUAACUUGAUAUAGAUAUUAAAUGUAUUUAAAUGGUUUUUGAAAAUUCAGCAACAUUCAGUUAGAGAAAUAGAUAAUUAUUAAUUUUCCUGAUUAGGAAACAUUCUUUUUAAAAAAAAGAAAAGAUAUUAUAAUUCUGCCUGGUCUUUUUUUCUCUACUUGCCCUUGGGCUUACUUGCGUGGCCAGUUUUAUUACCAAGAAAAGAUUGAGUUCACCUGAUACGUAUUUAAAAGUUAAACUUUAAAACUUACUGUAGAUUUAAAUUUGUGAACUUCAGUGGUUUUUGCAGUGAAACCUUUGCUAAUUUAAAGUUGCAUGCUCUGCAGCAUCUCUGAUUUGGGUUGCUAAAUGUACAUGAAACUGUAAUUGAGUCACUCAACAAAGGAUAAUAGUAUCUUUCCGCUGAAAGUUUCAGAAAGUCACGGUUUAAUAUUUACCACAGAAUCAUACCUUUCUGUAGUAAAAUUGGAGUAAGGGAAAUGAUUGUAUUGCUUAUAGCCAUUUAGGCUGAAAGACAGUUGAAAACUUUUGAAAUAUUGCCAAGACAUUGUUACAUGUUUGGUCCCUGGCUAAUGAUUUUGUAGUGUUGAAAUCAUAGCUUAUUUACACAUCUUUUCACAUUUCUCUUAGUCGUUGGCGCUCUAGGUCUUCUAUGAAUUUAUGUAUCUCUUGUGUGUGGUUCCUCUUCUUUGCACUCAUCUUUAUCUAGAGAUUGACUAAUACCUCAUUCUGUUUAUACAAACAGCCAGUAAUUUCUGUGCAAACUUAUUAUGUGCAAUAUUUUUAAAUCCUAAGAAAUGUGUGCUUUUGUUUUCAUUUGACUUCUUUAGUUCUGCACUUUUUGCAUUCUACUCCAUAUGAGUAUUAAUCCUAUGGAUACAUUAAAACUAGUAAAUGUCUCAUAAAACCUUGUGUGUGAGUGAGAGAAAUAUAAUAUUUACAAUAUGACGUCAGUUGUCAUUGUUAAAAGUUUAUUCUGUAGUCUGGACUAUGGAGGAUAUAUAAACAAUGGGGCUUCUUAUGCUGACCAUAGACCAUAUUCCAGAAGUUAUUUUUGACCUGAAACCCUGAAAAACUCUUACUUUCUUAUCAUCCUUCCCUCACAAGUUUUUGUAGUUUAAAGAUUUUGUUAAUUAUGAUUUUGAUGUAUUUGCUUGCUAGGAGCAAGUAUUCUUUCCUCUUUAGGCCUGAUUGGGAAAAAGAGAUUUUACAUAAAGCUAUAUUUGUUAAUAAUCAUCUUUAAUUUUCAAACUGAAGAAAAUGAAAUUAUUAAUUUAUGAAUCUUAAUUAUUUCCUGGAAGAUAUACCUACUACUUUUUUUUUUAAUGUUUAUUAGUUUUUGAGAGAGAGCAGGGGGUGGGGCAGAGAAGGAGGAAGAGACAACGGGAGCAUUGACAGCUCCGAGACCCAUGCUGGGCUCAAUCUCAUGAACCUCAGGAACCGUGAGAUCAUGACCCAAGCUGAAAUCAAGAGUUGGUGGCUUAACUGACUAAGCUACCCAAGUGCCCCAUCUACCUCUUUUGCUUGAUAAGAAAAUGGCCAUACCUUGAAUUUUGGUCUGAGGAUUAUCUGUAGCCUAUGAACAGAACAAAUGCAGCAAAAAGCAAAAACAAAAAACCUCAAACAGGAUUAACUUUACAUUGUCAGCAUCUGUCCCCUUUUUCUUCUGGGCCAGAUUACCCCUUGUUUUCCCAUUCUGAACAUUUAUUUGAAUGUCCCUUUUUUUUUUUUUUAAACCUCCCUUUUGACUCUUUGGUAUAAUUUUUGCAAGGAAAAAAUGGACCCUGAGUCAUGCACACCUUAGAUACAAACUAAAUAUCAAAAAUAUACUUAGGUAAUCUAUGGGGGUAUGUGUAUUAUGUGUGUAUAGUUUGAUAUAUAAGCAACUGGAAGUUAGACCAGUAAUCAACAUAAAAGUUUUCUCAAUAACUUACGCAUUUUCUUCUUUUUAGUCUGUACAGGUGUAUGGUAAAAAAUAGAAAACUAUAUUUAAGAAAUGAUCAAUACAAUAGCUUAAUCUAUCCUCCCUACACAAAUCGAUACAUGAAAUCUACCAGUCUUUUUUUUUCCUUCUGGGCAAAAUAGUAAUAUCUAUAACGUGACUUUUAGUCUUUUUCUUGAAUGAAUUUUUGUAAUUCUUCCAAGUUUUCUGGAUUGAAUAUGUCUUGAAUUACAUACUAUAGGGCAUAUAGUAGGUAUGAGAUUUUUUUGGUGUUCCAGAAUUGGCAUAAUUAACUCCUGAUCUGACGGUUGGUUUUAGGCAAUUGUUUGUGCUAUGAGUUUCAGUUUCAAUUCUGAGAUUAGUUCUUUGAGAAUUCAGGUUGCCGAAGGACAAUUAAAAAUUUGUACAUUCUUAGGGUAGUUAUUUUAAUUUUCUGAAGUGAAAGUUUAUUUAGCAAUUAAAAGAACACACUAGGAAAGAAGAUGUUGGUACCACCAGUAGAUCUCCAAAGUUUUUAUAUUUAUGUUAAUGCUGGUACCUUCAAUUCCAGAUGACAGAUUGAGUAUAAUCAACCAUGAUUGUUUUCCCUCUUUCUUGGUCCCAAUAACAGAAAAUAUAAGAAUGAAGUCCUAAAAGUUCUGGAGAAGAGGAGGAUUUUUGAGACAUUCCAGGAGGGAAUAAAGCAGAAGGGAUUGGAUUGAGAGAAAAGAGAACCAUGGCCAGGUAUCCUAGAGAAAUUUUAAGGCUCAGAUUUGGGUGGUGGGGGUGGGGGGAGACAAAAGGAAUGGGCCAGUGUUCAGUCAUGCUGAUUAAUUGAAGAACUGCAUUGGGAACCCCUGCCCUUCUUUCCUCCAGCUAAACUGCUAUUAACUGAGAUAGCUUUUUCUUUAGGGUAAAACCUAAAACAAUAAAUUUUCAAGGAAACAGAUUAUCCUAUUCCCAGGGAGGCUCCUCAGUGAGGGUAUUGGGGUGCUAUAGAAAGUAGAGUAGAGGUGAAGUAAAUUUUCGCUUGGGGAAGGGAAGGAUGAGUAAUGACACCAUUCCACUCCCAGAGUAAAGCCUCCUUACUUGGGCAUGUGUAGGAAACAAUAGCUUCUGUAAGCCAUCCACAUACCUGCAGGUGCCUGCUGUUUGAGAUGCCCUGACAACUUACACAGAACCAUAGCUUCUGUUCAAAUGGCUGUCUAAUUGCUGAGGAAACUUGCUUUUCACAGCAAUCUGGAAGUUGAUGUAGUCCUUCAUAAACACAGAUGUCCAAGGAAUGUCAGACAUUUAAGGAAAACCCAACAUCCAACCCUGGCAAAGAACUAUAAUUCAGGAAAUAAUUGUGAUAAUAGGAGAUAACUUAAAUUUAAAAAUUUAGUAGUACUAGACUUAUCAUAAAAUAUUUCAUCAGUGAAUCAGGCAGAGGUCCUUGUCUUACUUAACCUGCUUCUCCCAAGAUUUCUUUCCAUGUGAUGAUGGUGUCAGGAUAGAUGAAGCGGUAUGAAUUUACAUGAACAUCAACUAUAACCAAAGUCACUGGAAGAUAACUGUAGAUGUGUGGUAUAUAUGUUCCCUAUCAUGCAGGACUUACUUGGACCCUUCUACAAAAUUCAGAUUCUUUCUCCUCUCAAUUUUGCUACUCAAACUCCUCCCCUGCUUUUCUCCAGACCUUGCUGUAUGGGGAACUACCUAGUGAAGAGCAGAAUUUGCCACCUCUAAAUAUGCCUUUUAGGUCUAAAAAGUAUUUUAGGCUGAUUACUUUUCUUAAAAAAAAAAAAACAAAAACUAUAGACAUGGGAGACGCUCUGAAAAACAAGAGGAUGUUGUUUUUGUAAAAGAUAUUUAUAUUUGAAAGGAAUAUCUCAAUUUGUAAGGGUGUCUCCCCUUGUACUAGGAAGAGGAAGAUAACUAAAUCACUAGAAACUCUGAUGAAUGGAGAAGACGUGGACUUAAACCUGUGUAAUAACCUUACUCUUCUUUACUGUGCUUUACCUGAAAAUCUUCCAUAACUGGCUCCCCCAACCGUAACAUCUUUUGUCUUUCUUUGGAGAUGGUUGGGCCAUUUUGGAAAGUUACUCAGUUUUCCUGAGUGUCUCGCAUGUAUACUGGAGGUAUACAUGUUAUUAAAUAUCUUUGUUUUUUUUUCCUGUUAAUCUGGUUUUUUUAUUUUUAUUUAUUUUUAUUUUUUUUAUUACAGGGUGAAGGAUGGGGAAAGAGGAGUCUCAGUCAAGAACCUAGAGAGGAAGAGGGAAAAUUAUUUUUACUCCUCCAUGCUAGAUAAUUUGUUGUGCAGUCCUAUUUAUUGUUAUUCAUUAUAAUAAUAGGGUGCCAGUGCUUACAUUCUAGUGGAAGGAGACCUGCAAUAACCACAACAAAUAAGUAAAUUACUAUGUUAGGUGAUAAACUCUACAGAAAAAAUGUAGCACGGAGGAGGGAUAUGGGAUAUUGAGAGGGCAGGCAGAUCAAGCAAUUUUCAACAGGAUGGCCAGCGCAGGCCUCACUAAGAAGGUGAAUCUGCACAGGUUUGAGUUAUUUGCAUGGACGAUGGAAGCAUGUGUGACAAGUUCUAGGAACAGCAAAGAAGCCAGUGUAGCUAGAGGUCAGUGAACAAGGAGAGUAGCUAGACAUGAGUUUAUAAAUGUGGUGAGGAUUAGGAGCAUAUCACAUAGGGCUUUUGCCUUUUAUAAAGAAGUUGGCCUUGCAAUGUGAUGUGAUAACUGAGUUAUGAACAAAUAAAUGACUUUAUCUUCCAUACAUGUUAGAUCAUUUUAGCGCUGUGUUGAUAAUGGGCUGUGGAGGGGCAACAGUGGAAUAGAGACGUGAAUUAAAUUUUUUUUAGUAUUCCAGAAUGAAAAAUUGGUGUAGCUCAUGCAGUGUUCCAGGAUGAUAGCAGUAGAGAUGGUGGAAAGUGGUUGGAUUCCACAUGCAAUCUGCAGGUAGAGCCAGCAAGAUUUGCCUAUGGUUUGGAUAUAGACAUGAAAGAGAAAAGGAUGAUUCCAAGCUUUGUGUUUAUAGAGAACUAGAAAGAUAGUUGCUGUUAACAAGAGGGGGAGGGCUAAAGGAGAAAGACAUUUGAGAGGGAAGAUCAGAAGUUCAAUUUGGACAUAUCAACUUUGAGAAAAUAUCUAGAGGGUGGAGAUAUGCCUGGAAUUUGAAAAGAGAGUUGAACUUGAAAUGUAUACUUUGGAAUUGUCAGCAUAUAAUUUAAUUGUCAAAAUAUAAUUUAAAAUAUUUUAAACCUUGAGACUAAAUGAAAUCACCAAGGGAAUAUUUUUAGAUAUAAAAAGAAGCAAUCUAAGAACCGAACCCUCAGGGCACUCUAAAAGUGCAAGCAGAAAAUGAGGAACCUACAAAGGUACUUGAGAAGAAACAGCCAGUGCAUUAAGAGUUUUGUGUCCUGGGAGAAAGUGGAAAAACAAAAACUAAAAUCUAUCAAAAAGUAGAAACUGAUCAACUUUGUAAAAUGCUGCCACUAGGUACAAUAAGAUAAUCCCUGAGAACUGACCAUUGUGGGUUUUUUGUUUGUUUGUUUGUUUGUUUUUUAGCAUAUGGAGGUCAGAAAUGACUUUGACAAGACCAGUUCCUGUCAGGUGGUGGGGAUGCCCCACCUGUUUGGAGCAGGUUGAAGAGACAAUGGCAGCCAAACUAAGUGCUUUCAAAGAAAUUAUUUGGAAAGUAAUUUAUAGCGAAUAUAUUUCUGGACAGAAUUCUUAGCAUGGAUAUUUUAAUUGAGUUUCAGUUAUGACUCCAUCUGUGUAGCAAAUAGCUUGUUGUUCAGAAUAGUGUUAUAUAGGAUGUUAAUAAGUAUGCUGCAAAAAAAAUGAUGUUUAAAUAAUUUUGUGAAAUCCUGGUUAAGAUUCAAACCUUGUUAAAUAUGUUUAUAGGUAGGCACUAUAUUGUGAAUUAUAAGAAAUAUGUAUUUGGUCAUUUAAAUGAUCAUAAUAUGUUUCUCAUAUAUCCUUGGUUUUUGUCCCCAGUUCUUAGCUCACAGCUUGCAAACCCCUUGGAAUUUCCAGUAAUGAGAGUGAUAACUCUGUCUCUUGUUUUAUUAAUGAAGUGAUUUUGGGACUACACCCAAGAAGGGGGCUGGUUGCCAGGAGAGCCAACCCUGUGUUUAAAGGGUUGGAAUUUUCAGACCCAUCCCCAGUUCUCCAGAUAGGGCACAGGGACAGGAGGUUGAAUCCAUAGCUAAUGGCAAUGAUUGAAUCUAUUGCUCCAUAAAAGCCCAAAAAGAGAAGGUUCAGAGACCUUCCUUCCCAGUUGGGGAACACAUAGAGAUUUGGGGAGAGUGGUGUGUCUAGAGAGGACAUGGAAUGUCCCUGCCCUGUCCCCAUAUUUUGCUCUUCCAUCUGGCUGUUUCUGGGUUAUAUCCUUUACAAUAACCUGUAAUCUAGGAAAUAAAAUGUUUUUCUGAGUUC